Clarias gariepinus (North African catfish) is the source of this 2463-nucleotide messenger RNA. Its product is annotated as ATP-binding cassette sub-family D member 3-like. The coding region runs from base 6 to 2063 and encodes 685 amino acids. The transcript has 24 exons. Gene Ontology annotation, molecular function: ATP hydrolysis activity; long-chain fatty acid transmembrane transporter activity; ABC-type transporter activity. Lineage: Eukaryota; Metazoa; Chordata; Actinopteri; Siluriformes; Clariidae. Gene Ontology annotation, biological process: long-chain fatty acid import into peroxisome; peroxisome organization; fatty acid beta-oxidation. Gene Ontology annotation, cellular component: peroxisomal membrane. The record is from RefSeq and is a predicted model, not a curated record.
GAGACAUGGCGGCAGUGAGUAAGUACCUGAGCACCAGGAGCUCCUCCAUCACAGGGGGGUUGGCCCUCAUCACCCUGUGUGUGCUGAGGAGCAGGAGGAGGGGGGCUGCUGCGUCCACUCAGGGCUCCAAAAGGAACUCAAAGCUCCACUCAGACUCACCUAACGGCCGGAGGGACAAAGCCAGCGUGGAUCAGCUCUUCAUCUCUCGGAUCUACAAGAUUCUCAGGAUCCUGAUCCCACAGCCGCUGUGUAAAGAGAUGGGGUAUCUGGUGCUCAUCGCUGCCAUGCUUCUGGCUCGAACCUACUGCGACGUCUGGAUGAUCCACAACGGCACCAUGAUAGAGAGUGCAAUCAUUGGACGAUCAACAAAAGUAUUCAGGACGUAUUUAUUUAACUUCAUUGCCGCCAUGCCACUUAUCUCAUUAGUGAAUAAUUUUCUGAAACUGGGACUGAUCAAGCUGAAGCUGUGCUUCCGUGUACGACUCACUGAUCACCUGUACACACACUACCUCAGGGGUUUUACCUACUACAAAAUCGGGAAUGUGGAUAACCGCAUCGUGAACGCGGACCAGCUGCUGACGCAGGACGUGGAGCGGUUCUGUAACAGCGUGGUGGAUCUCUACUCCAACGUUAGCAAGCCUCUCCUCGACAUCGUUAUUUACCUCCUCAAACUGACGACAGCGGUGGGUGUGGAGGGCCCUGCUACCUUGCUGAGUUAUCUGGUCUUCUCUGGUCUGUUGUUGACGUGGUUACGGCGACCGAUCGGGAAAAUGACGGUAAAGGAACAGAAAUAUGAGGGAGAGUUCAGAUACGCAAACUCACGGCUUAUUACUAACAGUGAGGAAAUCGCCUUUUACAAUGGUGGUCAAAGAGAAAAGAUCAACAUCCAUCAAACUUUUCACAAACUGGUGGAACACCUGAAAAGUUUUAUCUGGUUCCGUUUCUCCAUGGGAGUUGUGGACAGCAUCGUGGCUAAGUACAUCGCCUUCGUGGUCGGAUACCUGGUGAUCAGUCGGCCGUUUUUAAACCCGACAAACACGCGGCACGAUCACAGCACACACGCCCAGAGACUGGAGGAGUACUAUCAGAGUGGCAGGAUGUUACUCAGUAUGGCUCAGGCUUUGGGGAGAAUCGUUCUGGCAGGCAGAGAGAUGAGCCGACUGUCAGGCUUCACAAUGAGAAUCAGUGAGAUUCAGGAUGUGCUGUCAGAUGUAAACAGUGGCAGAUACGAGCGCAGCGCCAUUAUCUCAGCAACAGGAUCAGCUCCAGACGCCCCGGUGAACUCGGCUCGGCUCCCCGGCUCAGGGCACAUCACUAUAGCCGACAACAUCAUCAGGUUUGAACACGUGCCGCUAUUAACACCUAACGGAGACGUCCUGAUACAGGAUUUAUCCUUCGAGGUGUUGUCAGGUGCUAAUGUGUUGGUGUGUGGACCAAACGGCUGUGGGAAGAGCUCACUGUUCAGAGUUCUGGGAGAGCCUUGGACUGGGACUACGAGUGCACCCCUAGUGGCUGGGUUUGACACUGCAGCACGACAAUCAGCAUUAGUCACCGCGCCUUUGUGGCCUUUGUCUGGAGGACAUCUUACCAAACCACACAGAGGGAAACUCUUCUACAUCCCGCAGAGGCCGUACAUGACUUUAGGUACACUCAGGGAUCAGGUUAUUUAUCCCGACACACACAAGGAGCAAAUCCGGAAAGGAAUCUCAGAUCAGGUGUUGAAGGAUUACCUGGAUAAAGUGCAGCUGUCUCACAUCCUGGAGCGAGAGAGUGGUUGGGAGAGCGAGCAGGACUGGAUGGAUGUUCUGAGCGGAGGAGAGAAACAGAGGAUGGCGAUGGCUCGUCUGUUUUACCACGAGCCGCAGUUCGCCAUUUUAGACGAGUGUACGAGCGCCGUGAGUGUGGACGUGGAGGAUUACAUCUACAGUCACUGCAGGAAGGUUGGAAUCACUUUGUUCACGGUCUCACACAGGAAGUCACUGUGGAAACACCACAAGUUUUACCUACACAUGGACGGUAGAGGAGGCUAUGAGUUCAAGCGCAUCACAGAAGACACAGUGUAGUUCGGCUCCUGUGUGUGUGUGUGUGUGUGUGUGUGUGUGUGUGUGUUGAUCUUCUGUCUCUGUGAGAGGAAGGUGAUUAUUGUCUCGGAAGUCCUGACUCUCACCCUCACACAGGAGUGUUUAGAGUUCUGUAGGAUUCACUGUUACACAUGUGUGUGUGUAUGUGUGUGUGUGUGUGUGUGUGUGUGUUAAUAAUUCUUUACUGUAAAACUGCAAUAAGGACUGUUACAACCUCAACCAUUCUCGUGUGUGUGUGUGUGUGUGUGUGUGUGUGUGAAAUUUAUUUAUUUAAUUUUUAUUCAUCCGCUGGAGCCUCACAUUAUUAUUAUUAUUAUUAUUAUUAUUAUUUAGUUAGUUUAUAGUUUAUUUUAUAAAUCUCAGUGUUGUUUUUAUUGACAGA